AUGGGGAUAUCACCAUCGAAGAAAGUCAGCCACCAUUUUCGCUCCUCCCCAGAAUUCACCUCUUCCUGCAACACCAUCUUCUCCGAUCUCCAAACCCUAACUCACCACACUUCUCCGGGCAAAAUCUUCGCUUACCAACUUCCCGACGCUACUCUCCGUCUCCACAAUUCUCUCUCCUCUCCUCUGAUUGCCACGUGGUGUCCUUCCCCUCCCUCACGCGCGCAAAUCGACGGCGCGUACCGCUCAAUUCGCCGGAGCUCUCCGCCGGAGGAAACCCUAGAUUCCGACGAGUUUAGAGAGUUUGCUGUUGUUGUGUUUACUGAUGCUGUUGUUACGAAUGCCUCGAAGGCGGCGGCGAGGAAGGUUUGUGUUGGAGUUGCUGGGAUUGCUGGGGUUGGUAUGGUUGGGAGAGUUGGUGGUGGUUUGGUUGGUUCUGUGAUUGGGGUUUACGCGCUUGGGGUUGCUACUACGGCUUAUCUUGGAUUGGGUUAG
Molecule: messenger RNA, 492 nt
Organism: Chenopodium quinoa (quinoa)
Lineage: Eukaryota; Viridiplantae; Streptophyta; Magnoliopsida; Caryophyllales; Amaranthaceae
Exons: 1
Coding region: 1-492 (163 amino acids)
Source: RefSeq, a predicted model, not a curated record